CUUGUCCUUCACAAGGAGGGGAGGAGGCACCACGAGGAAGGGAGAGGCUGACUCCUGAGGAAGUCAUGCAAAUAUGAGGGAGCAGCAGAGCAAGCCGCGUCUGUUUGACCAGCUGAUCAUUCCUUUAGAGGAGGGAAGUCAGGGAGGGGAGGAGUGAUCACUGAUGCUCCACUAAUCUGCAUCACAGAGCAAAAAGCGGACGGCCGAAACAGCAGCUGCAGUGGGGGAAGGAGGACACCCUUUCCCUGCACAGGAUGGGAAGACGGGAGAGGAAUUGAGACCUUUGGAGGGGCGAAAGCAUCAACGACACUUUAUUUUUAGAGGAAGACUAAUAACCAAACGAGAAGGAAGAGGAACCUCAGAGGCAGUCGCAGCAGCAGAUUGUUUUGUUUUGUUUUUUUUUUUCUUUUAAACUCGCAACCGUGUGCAGCGAUGUCCUGGUUGUCUCCGGUGCAGUGGGCCAAAUGGACAUGGUCAGCGGUGACGGGGGGCUCAGGAGAUGACGGGCACAAUGAUGACAAUUCAGACUCUGAAGGGACCUACGAGACCCCAGAGGCAGAGUCUCCAGGUGUUGUGAAAUUGCUGAGUCAGCUGGACAACUCCACGCAUACAGACCAAGAUGUCGAUGAGAAUUCCAGCCUGGAUGAGUUUGACGCCCUCAACAACCUGACUGGCUCAUCCCCCAACAACAACAGCCUUGGCCUGAACCAGAACCUCAAUCUGACUUUAACACCCUGGAUCUCAUGCCACCCAGACACCGCAUCACCUGCGCAACGACCUCCAUCUCUACCGGUCCACUCCCCGCUGAACACACCGGAUCCUUCGGAGGUGGAUGAUGAGGCGCCCGUGAUCUCUAACCAGAGCCCCGACUCAAACCUGGCUCCCAGCCAUGACCUCUGCGUGCAUCACGACUUGCUCAAUGGCAAUGUGAACUUCGAUUGUGCAAAAUCCGCCUGCUACCAGGAGGGAAGCAUUAUUACCAACUCGAGUAAAGUAAAGCCGGAGCAGCCGAUGCAGAAGGACCUUGGUGGGCAGGAUGAUCGUGGUGACCAUGCUACUGAUGAGGAAAAGUUGGCCAGCAGCACAUGUGUCAUAGACAAGGACCAAAGCGCCCAAAUUUGCCACGCGUCUUCCACACCAGAAGAACCAGACAGCUGCACACCGCACAAUGAAGACCCGAGUACGUGGAAGAACAAAUCAGGAGGAAGUAGCGUGCAGAAAACGGGAAACGAGGUGCUGAACUCCAUCUGCAUCAGCGAGGAGGAGAAAAAGGCUGUUCUAACCCUGAUCAGAGAGGAGAUUAUUACUAAAGAGGCGGAAGUGAACGACUGGAAGAGGAAGUAUGAAAACAGCAGACAGGAAGUCAAUGAGAUGAGAAAAAUUGUUGCAGAGUAUGAGAAGACAAUUGCUCAGAUGAUUGAGGAUGAGCAGAGAAACAGCCUGAGCUCCCAGAAGGCUCUGCAUGCUGUAACCAUGGAGAAAGAGGCGGCGUUGACAGACCUCAACUCAACAGAACGCUCGUUGUCUGAUAUUUUUCGGCGCUAUGAGAACAUGAAGAGCACCCUUGAAGGCUUUAAGAAAAAUGAAGAGGUGCUGAAAAAAUGUGCUCAGGAGUAUCUGGCCAGAGUCAAGCAGGAGGAGCAGAGGUACCAGACACUUAAAGUCCACGCAGAGGAGAAGCUGGACAAGGCCAAUGAAGAGAUCGCACAGGUUCGCGCUAAGGCAGGCUCGGAAAGCUUGGCGCUGACUGCCAGCCUGAGGAAGGAGCAAAUGAAGAACGAAUCUCUGGAACAAGCCCUGCAGCAGAAGAAUCAAGAGAUUGAGGAGCUCACAAAGAUCUGCGAUGAGCUCAUUGCCAAAAUGGGAACAAUCGACUGAGACAAGCAUCCUGUGGUUCGGUCAUGACAACUGUGCAUGCCUCCAGCCAACGAGAUGUCCAAGCUCCUCCCACCCCAUGCCAGCCUGCCCCCGCAGCUGCCUCCACACAGGUGUCUCUGACGGCUUCCUGUUUCUGAGCUCAUGCUGCGAGGAACUUAUUUUUUUUUUUCACAUGUAGUUGUCCAUUUUGAUUGCAUUUUGUGGACUCCUCGUGUUUUUUGGGGCUAUUCCUGCCAGUGGACAACAACAAUGACGCUCUUGUGGUUCAAUUUGAAAUCCCCAACAGCUUAAGGGCGUAAAUGUCAUGCAACUCCUACUGCAGGGUGAUAAUGUAUUGAAGGCAGGCUGUGCUGUUGUCACUUUUGACUUGGAGCGUGCUUAGAGAAACGCGGACAAAGGUUGUUUUAUGUUAAAGCAACAAUCUGAAUAAUUUAUUCUUCUGAACGGCUCUUGGCAUCAAAUGGUUAGGAAGGCUGCACAAUGACGAGGGAGAUUGGCUCAAGGUGGAUUAUGGUUCAGGUGGACAAUAGCAUCUGAAUGGCUUUGGACUGCUUUCCACCGCUUCAAAUCUUCUACAACUUCACUACAGCACUGAGAUUGCACGGCAUUUGAUUAGAAAAAUAAAAAUGCAGACGAUCAAUAAUUUCCCUGUGGAUUUUGUUUUGUUUUUUUUUAAUUACCAGUGCCAUUUUCUUUUCCUGUCACUGUAGCAUUGGCUAGAUUGGAACUCGAGAGCGAGACCCAACAUGGCUCGGCACUACAUUUACACCAUCAUCGAUGACUAGCUCCUGCGUGUAUCUUAAUAUCAUUGAAAUGAAGACAAACGAUUUAUCAAGCAAUGUUUAUAGGAAUAACUACAAUAGAGCGCAGACCUUUAACAAAAGGUCAGUUGAUGCUGAAAUUGCAAAUAUGAAAUUCCUGUAACUCUUGUCGGGGGCAUAGUACCACUGCCAAUUGUUUUUUUUUAAUUACGGUUCCAUUACAUUCUUACACGGUUUACUUCUUGGUUAGUGCAAACUGACAUUGAUCAGUCCACUAUUAAUCGUAUUACCGGUCUCUUCUGUAUGCUUUCACUUUCAUGUUUUCAGCUGCACUUACAACCAUGUGUAUUGGUUUAUGCCACUCUUUUCUGGUCACACUUUGUUAGCUUGUUGUUUUUUGUUUUUUUGGUUUAAAUGUGAAUGCAAAUGAUCCCUAAAAAACACCGAACAUGAAAUGAGAUUAUUUGUUUAAAUAAAAAGAUUAACCAGAACUUGAUGUGAGCUUUGUAAAGUCCUAGCGCAAACCUACAAAUGUACCACAUUGAUUUCCAAAGUCACUUUGUUUUAUUGCAUUACUGCAUCUCAAUUUUGUGUUGAGCUGCAUACAAUAAGCGGCUAGUAAAAUGCACUAUUAUAGUGAAAUCACCUUUUCUAUUCUAUUUCCCCCCCCCUCCCCCCCCCAAAAAAAUCCAUCAGGGAACUUGAAAAUUGCAAACAAAAUUUUUUUUGUUUGUUUUGAUAUAGGUGACCUGAGUGACACAAGCAUCAUAGUGACAGCUGUUUGCAUUUCCAGUAUGUACAAUACGUCUCACCUUGGACCAUCCCCAGUGAUGUUAAAAUCGCGAUCCAACACCUCCAUACACAUGCCAUCUGACGGCUUGAAUUAUUUAGAACGUUCACGUUUUAAAACUCACUCGGUCCACGAAAAGAAAAACUGUUAAAGAGGUUGCUGUAAAUCCAUUAGUGCAAGGUUCUUGCUGUGCAGCAUAAAUUGAGAUUAGAGAGAUUAGACUUUAAUGCUUCCUAAUGUCUGAAGCGUCCAACUCGGGCAUACCCCUUCCCAUCUCUGUCACUGUCUCUUCUCAACCGCUUGGACCCAUUGUGUGCUACCAUGAAGGCUCCUUUUGUCCUGCUGCUGGUCCUCUCUCUGGCUGGCCACACUGUUCUCCCCUGUUCUGUCUGCCAAGGCGGUGCCCUCAAAUGCCACACAUGCGCAGCAUCCAGCGAGGAUGACUGCAACAAACAAGGCUCCGCCUCCUGCCCGCAGUACGCUGAUGCCUGCGCCACCAUCACUGGACCCCACACCGUACUCAAGUCGUGCACCUACAAGGCUUUCUGUGACAAAGCUCACGGUAGCAACUCCGGUGCCAAGAUGGAAUGUUGUUAUGGCGACAACUGUAACGGCCCGCACAGGAGCCACAGCCAGGGAAACCAGCACCGCAGCGGCACGGCAGCUCUGUCCAGCAACCCCGUCCUGCUGCUCAGUGCCGUGCUCUUGCGUUUAUCCUUCAGCCACAUGUAAACACUCCCAACAACACUGUUUAUUGUAUUCGCCUAUGGUGAUUCUAUUUUAUCACACGAUUCAACCACCGCUCCCACUCGCUCUUUCUGCAGUGCCCCCACUGAGAUUUUUACAACCUCUUGAAUGUUAGGAUGAGUUCCUGCGUUCUUGUGGUUAUGGCAAUUUGAAGAGUGUGAGCUAUAAAAAAAAGUGAUGUUUAAUGGCAGUCUUUCAAGCCCAGUUAGUUCAUUGUCGCCUCAACAUGUUGGUUCUCAUCCACAUUUGGUGGGUUCUUUUCUUUCUAAAACCCGGACCUUUAUUUUCAACACAGACUGCAAUUAUAUUUGAUAGUGGUCAUAAUCUGCAUAUGCAUAACAUGAACAAUGUGUCAUUUUUAAAUGCUGCAAUAUUUUUUCAUCCGAUAAUAUUUACUAGAUCUCAUUAAAUAGUUUAAAAAAAACUUAAUAUGAAAGUCAAACAUUGGCUAUGUUCACACUGCAGAGCUUGAUGCCUAAUUUGAGUUUUUUUUUAAAUCCAAUCUUUUUGUUUAUAGCUAGUGCUAAUUUUCAACACCAGUCCCCAGUUGGACUCUUUCACAUUUGACACAGUAUAAUGUCAAAUAGAAAUCGGAGAAUGAGGCCGUAUCACACAAUUCAACAAUCAAUAACCAAUAUGGGUCCAACAUGGUGCCCGUGCGCCCCAGUUAGCACCCCGUGGACCACAUGAGUAGCCAAGCGGGCCUGUUAUAAAAUUAGCUCGCAAGUGAUAAGACAUUGUGGAUCCUAGGAAAGUUGUAGAAGUGAUCAUUUGAAUAUGGAAACACUUGCAGAUAUUUAUAGAAAUAAAGUGAUAAAUAAAAAUCUGAUACUACCUUGUUAAAUCGUUGAUAUUGUCAGAAAGGGGGAGUUCCAUUUAAUAUGUUCUUAAGCACCGGUUAAGCACCAUAUUCAAAUCUCAUUCGAUAAAACCGUUUUUUCUUGUGCUUGGUAUGUUUUUAAAUGUUUGUGUCUUUUAUCCCUCAUCAUUAUAGAAUAUGCACUUGACUACUGUUUGAGCCUCUGUGCAUGUCCAUCACUUAUUUUUAGUGGUAUGUAUAUUAUAAUAAGCAUGAGCGUGAGGAAUGGGUGCCCCCCCCCCCCCCCAAAUUGCUGUAAUACUGUGCUUAGUGCUUUAAUUGUUUUUAUUUGUUUCAUGUCAGCUUGUGUAAAUAAAAGUUACAGUGACGGCCAUA
Messenger RNA from Hippocampus zosterae (dwarf seahorse), 5371 nucleotides. Its product is annotated as transforming acidic coiled-coil-containing protein 1-like. Gene Ontology annotation, cellular component: cytoplasm. Bases 433 to 1878 code for a protein of 481 amino acids. The transcript is spliced from 15 exons. Lineage: Eukaryota; Metazoa; Chordata; Actinopteri; Syngnathiformes; Syngnathidae. Gene Ontology annotation, biological process: mitotic spindle organization; cerebral cortex development; cell population proliferation. The record is from RefSeq and is a predicted model, not a curated record.